CACAGCUCUCACACCUUCCCUGCAAGGUUGAAGGCAGGCAAGGGCCAGUUCUGUUUUAAACGCACCACGGCGCGCUUCUGUAACCGCUUUCAGGACAUUUCCAAGGAUGUUAAAAUGCCAAAAUGUCUGUUUUCAAAGACUCGUUUCUAUAAAAUUAAAGAUAUGUGGAAAACUGUGAAGCAUCCCAGAAGAAUUGGUAUCGUUCAUAAUCAAAGCGUGAGUAAGAAGGACUUCCAGUUCUUCAUUGGAGAACGAAUAAAUGAUGACACAUAUCCUUCAAAACUCAGUUGGCAGACUGCUCAUAAACUCGAACCGACUCUGGAAACAAUGCUACAUAAUAAAAAAUAUUUAGCGGCAUUCCGCAGCUUCCUAAGGACUGAAUUUAGUGAAGAAAACAUUGAUUUCUGGUUCGCAUGUGAAGAUUUCAAGUCAACUGCUUCACCGGAAGACCGUAACUGGAAAGCACAGGAGAUCUACCAGGAGUUCAUCCAGCCUGCGGCCCCUCGAGAGAUCAAUGUUGAUCACCACAUUAAAGAGGAGAUCAAGAGGUCUUUGGCGAAGCCGAGCCUCUCCUGCUUCGAUGAGGCCCAGAAACAUGUUUACUUGUUGAUGGAAAGAGAUUCUUACCCCAGAUUCCUCCACUCGGAUGCCUACCUGAGUCUGAAGUACAAAUCCAAGACUCGUUGGUACAUUUAAGUAUCAAAACAGCUUCUCUAAUCUCAACACUCAGAAGUUUGCAUCAAUUGUACGGGAGUAUCUCUUUAUUAAAGAUAAAGUUUUCAAGAACAUCAAGCGGGAAAAAGAUAAAGGUAGUGUCGGCGGGGGGAAAAGGUAUGUGUACGUAGGGAGGAAAGAAUACUGUUGAUAUUUCAGUAUUUUAAUUGAUUUGAGCAAGUUUUCAGUUGUUUGAAAUGUGGUGUUGACGAAAAGUCUUGAGUUAAGGUGCAGAAUAGUAUGAUACAUGCUAAAUAAAUGGUUUCUGAUAUGUUGAAUGAAAAUUACCUGUUUUUUUUAUGCGCACUUUACAAAGUCAUGACUUCUUCAGCAUCUUUUAAAACAUGUUAUUCGAGGAGUAGUUCUCACUCGACAUUCAUAAUCAUUCUUACUAUUACUAUUCCAUUCUAUCGGGAGUUUGAUACAAAGAUUUAUAGUCAUCCUACUAUCUAAGUGGACCGGGUACAGGAAUGCCAAGGACAUAAAAAAGAACAGUUUCCACAGCUUACCCAGCAAGGAGAUUCGUUCUUUGGUCACGUGCCUGUAAUAUCCUUUAAUUAGGGUCACAGAUGAUUCAACACACCAGCAAAAGGGGUUUACCAAACUGGAAAAAAGUAACCUCGCGGUAACCCUUGAUCUCACUCUGUUCUGUAAAUGGCCUUAUUCUUAAAAAUUGUGCCUUAAAAAGGAGUACUGAGGCAGCUAAUAAUAACCCAGGAGGGCUUAAACGACAACACUGGAGUCAUCAGACAACCUGAUGCGUAACAGAUCAGGAUGAAUGUGUUGCCUUGUUAGGGGAAUAACCUCAUCGCCCGCGGACAAUGAGGGCAGAGAAACAAGGUGCUUUACUUUGAGAAACGAGGAGUAGACUAGAUCUUGUCAGAUAUUGUUCAAAUAAAAGUGGAGACAAUAA
Gasterosteus aculeatus aculeatus (three-spined stickleback) is the source of this 1627-nucleotide messenger RNA. RefSeq names its product regulator of G-protein signaling 21. NCBI's taxonomy places the organism in Eukaryota, Metazoa, Chordata, Actinopteri, Perciformes, Gasterosteidae. The record is from RefSeq and is a predicted model, not a curated record.